Molecule: messenger RNA, 5809 nt
Organism: Nerophis ophidion (straightnose pipefish)
Lineage: Eukaryota; Metazoa; Chordata; Actinopteri; Syngnathiformes; Syngnathidae
Product: SH3 domain-binding protein 5-like
Exons: 10
Coding region: 2581-3630 (349 amino acids)
Biological process (GO): negative regulation of protein tyrosine kinase activity; intracellular signal transduction
Cellular component (GO): cytoplasm
Molecular function (GO): protein kinase inhibitor activity
Source: RefSeq, a predicted model, not a curated record
ACAUGAGCAGAUGCUUCUCUAUUUCAUCAGACGCCAUGAACUUGGAGCAGACGGGACAAUGGAAACCUGGAGCCGCAAAAGAAGAGGAAGAUGAAGACCCAGAUGUGCUGAAGGUUGUGAUCUGUCGGCUGCCUGCGGCCAAGCUGGCGUCUGGGACCCUCAAAGCCUCCGAGACCUUGGACGCAUGCAGGGAAACUUGCUAUGUGGCUUUAGAACUUGGAGAGGGUGCAUCUUUGCCGGACACCCCUACUAGAACUUGGAGAGGGUGCGUCUUUGCCGGACACCCCUACUAGAACUUGGACAGGGUGCAUCUUUGCUGGACACCCCUACUAGAACUUGGAGAGGGUGCGUCUUUGCCGGACACCCCUACUAGAACUUGGAGAGGGUGCGUCUUUGCCGGACACCCCUACUAGAACUUGGACAGGGUGCAUCUUUGCCGGACACCCCUACUAGAACUUGGACAGGGUGCAUCUCUGCCGGACACCCCUACUAGAACUUGGGGAGGGCGCGUCUUUGCCAGACACCCCCACUAGGGUACAUCUUUGCCGGACACCCCCACUAGGGUGCGUCUUUGCCGGACACCCCCACUAGAACUUGGAGAGGGUGCGUUUUUGCCGGACACCCCUACUAGAACUUGGGGAGGGUGCGUCUUUGCCAGACACCCCCACUAGGGUACAUCUUUGCCGGACACCCCCACUAGGGUGCGUCUUUGCCGGACACCCCCACUAGAACUUGGAGAGGCUGCGUCUUUGCCGGACACCCCCACUAGAACCUGGAGAGGGUGCGUCUUUGCCGGACACCCCCACUAGAACUUGGAGAGGGUGCGUUUUUGCCGGACACCCCUACUAGAACGGGGAGGGUGCGUCUUUGCCAGACACCCCCACUUGGGUACAUCUUUGCCGGACACCCCCACUAGGGUGCGUCUUUGCUGGACACCCCCACUAGAACUUGGAGAGGGUGCGUCUUUGCCGGACACCCCCACUAGGGUGCGUCUUUGCCGGACACCCCCACUAGAACUUGGAGAGGGUGCGUGUUUGCCGGACACCCCCACUAGGGUGCGUCUUUGCCGGACACCGCCACUAGAAAUUGGAGAGGGUGCGUCUUUGCCGGACACCGCCACUAGAACUUGGACAGGGUGCGUCUUUGCCGGACACCGCCACUAGAACUUGGACAGGGUGCGUCUUUGCCGGACACCCCCACUAGGGUGUGUCUUUGCCGGACACCCUUACUAGAACUUGGAGAGGGUGCGUCUUUGACGGACACCGCCACUAGGGUGCGUCUUUGCCGGACACCCCUACUAGAACUUGGACAGGGUGCAUCUUUGCCGGACACCCCUACUAGAACUUGGAGAGGGUGCAUCUUUGCCGGACACCCCUACUAGAACUUGGAGAGGGUGCGUCUUUGCCAGACACCCCCACUAGGGUACAUCUUUGCCGGACACCCCCACUAGGGUGCGUCUUUGCCGGACACCCCCACUAGAACUUGGAGAGGGUGCGUCUUUGCCGGACACCCCCACUAGGGUGCGUCUUUGCCGGACACCGCCACUAGAAAUUGGAGAGGGUGCGUCUUUGCUGGACACCGCCACUAGAACUUGGACAGGGUGCGUCUUUGCCGGACACCGCCACUAGAACUUGGACAGGGUGCGUCUUUGCCGGACACCCCCACUAGAACUUGGAGAGGGUGCGUGUUUGCCGGACACCCCCACUAGGGUGCGUCUUUGCCGGACACCGCCACUAGAAAUUGGAGAGGGUGCGUCUUUGCCGGACACCGCCACUAGAACUUGGACAGGGUGCGUCUUUGCCGGACACCGCCACUAGAACUUGGACAGGGUGCGUCUUUGCCGGACACCCCCACUAGGGUGUGUCUUUGCCGGACACCCCCUCUAGGGUGCGUCUUUGCCGGACACCCCCACUAGGGUGUGUCUUUGCCGGACACCCCCACUAGGGUGUGUCUUUGUCGGACACCCCCACUAGGGUGUGUCUUUGCCGGACACCCCCUCUAGGGUGCGUCUUUGCCGGACACCGCCACUAGGGUGCGUCUUUGCCGGAACCCCCCACUAGGGUGCGUCUUUGCUGGACACCCCCACUAGAACUUGGAGAGGGUGCGUCUUUGCCGGACACCCCCACUAGGGUGCGUCUUUGCCGGACACCCCCACUAGAACUUGGAGAGGGUGCGUGUUUGCCGGACACCCCCACUAGGGUGCGUCUUUGCCGGACACCGCCACUAGAAAUUGGAGAGGGUGCGUCUUUGCCGGACACCCCUACUAGAACUUGGAGAGGGUGCGUGUUUGCCGGACACCCCCACUAGGGUGCGUCUUUGCCGGACACCGCCACUAGAAAUUGGAGAGGGUGCGUCUUUGCCGGACACCGCCACUAGAACUUGGACAGGGUGCGUCUUUGCCGGACACCGCCACUAGAACUUGGACAGGGUGCGUCUUUGCCGGACACCCCCACUAGGGUGCGUCUUUGCCGGACACCGCCACUAGAACUUGGACAGGGUGCGUCUUUGCCGGACACCCCCACUAGGGUGCGUCUUUGCCGGACACCUUGGAUUGUUGUCCCCCCAAGGUCCGGUCUGACAAUGGACCCUCUGCUAACCGGGGCCACAUCUGGGGAAGAAUCUCAUCUUGCUGAAGAAGGAGAGGAGGUGGACCCACGAAUUCAAGGAGAACUGGAGAAGUUGAACCAGUCCACAGAUGACAUCAACCGCUUGGAGACGGAGCUGGAGGAAUUUCGUCAGCGGUUUCGUGCGGUUCUGGUGGAAGCAACACUCAAGCUAGACGAGCAGGUGAAGAAAAUCGGCCGUGCUGUGGAUGACUCCAAACCAUACUGGGAAGCGCGCAAAGUGGCCAGACAGGCCCAGCUUGAAGCCCAGAAGGCCAGCCAGGAGUUCCAGCGGGCGCUGGAGAUCCUGCGGGCCGCCAAGGAGACCAUCGCCCUGGCCGAGGAGAGACUGCUGGAGGAGGACGGCCGCCACUUGGACUCGGCCUGGCAGGAAAUGCUCAACCACGCCACUCAGAGGGUGGUGGAGGCGGAGCAGAGCAGAGUCCGCAGCGAGGCCGAGCACAAGAAGACGGCGGCCAGGCACCACUUGUGUGUCGGACACAUGAAGCAAGUGGAGAAGAAACUCAGACGCUCCGUCAGCAAAUCCAAGCCAUAUUUUGAACUGAAGGCCAAGUAUUAUCUCCAGCUCGAGCAACUGAAGCGUCACGUAGACCAAGGUCAGGCCGAGCUGGGAGCAGCAAAGGCCGAGUAUCGUGCGGCCCUACGCAACCUGGAGGGCAUCUCCGAGGAGAUCCACGCCCGGCGCCGCUCCGUGGCCAUGGGCUCCCGGGAGCGAGGCGCGGGCUCAGAGGGCCACGGCGAGGACGUGGACAGCUUUAAGAUGGAUCCUGACGGCCUGUCCAUGGUGUCGCUGUCCAUGGACGACACGCACAGCAGCAGCUCAGAGGACGACACCCCGCCCUCCCCCUCCCCCUCCUCCUCCUCGUCCUGCGCCGGCGCCCCAGAGGAGUUCCCCAGCCCGGCCCAGACUCAGGGUGUGCUGGUGGGCACGGCUCGCCACUCCUGGACCCUCGGAGCCAACGCAGCGGGGCGUCCUCUCCAGACUGCCACCAGGACAGAGGUGUGAAUUCAAAAAGGUGACCGAGCAGAGGUGACGUCAGAAGGCGGGGCCUGAGCAGAGGUGACGUCAGAAGGCGGCCUGAGCAAGCUUCACUUGACUGUAGCAACAAGACAGAAAGCAAAGAACUCUCUUUAGCCUUUAGACCACCUUUCUGCUGCCAAACUGCGUUAAACCGGAGGAAAUCCUCGCCGUGAACAGCAGCGUGGCAUUGUGAUGACGUCAGCGGUCAGGACUUGUAUCCGCCUCCUUCUCUUGCGCGCCAUCCUGUGGUUUGGUGUUGUACUGCAGGUAAAAUAAUUACAUCAGUCCUGCUAAAGGAUGAAAGUAGAUAAUGCACACACAUUUAUCGUGAUUAGAAAACAUAUUUUAAUGACAGUGUGGUGCGAGAGCGAAUGUUUUUUUUGUGUUUUUUUUUUUUUUGCAAAUAUAUUUUAUUAGAUAUUACAGUUAAAAUGACAAACAGUCAUACUUUGCUCACACAAACCCUUCAUACAGGCACACAUCUACUCAUACACCCUUGAGGAGAGAGGUGCACGUGAACUUUAACAACUCAAGGUUUACAUUAUUAGAAAAGAUACCUAAAUAUUAUAUAUAUAUUAGGGGUGGGCCAAUUAAUGCGUUAAUUACGAAUUAAGUCAUCAAUCUAUUAACGCCGACAAUUAUUUUAUCGCACAUUUGUGUAUGUUGUUUACAUGCUUUUAUUUUGUUAACGCCUUUUCUUAACAAGAUGGCGUCGCCCGGCGUCAAGGGGCUCUUGGUUAAGAUGGAACAUUUGGCAAAAAUACCGGACAAUUCUGCAAAUGUCAUGGCUGUCUUACAGCGUGGUCACUCCGGGAUCACUUACGACCGCCAGACAAUUCUGAAUGUGGAUAGAUCGGGCCGUUUUGGACUGAAUGAGGCGUGCUUGCUAGACCGGCUAGCUAGCAUGGGAAUACAUCCAGCGGCCUGUGAAGCAGCGGAGUAUAUGUGUUGUCUGUCUAUUUAUGAAUAAUGCAGACCAGGAGUGUUGGCUGAGUUCUUAACGUUUGCUUUCAGAGCGUGCAUAUCACAACAUACAAGAUGUCGUCAUGGCGACACAACCUAUACCGGGCUACCGCGCAUGCUCGUCACUCCUGUUGCAUGCUGGGUAGGGUAGUUCUUUUUUUCCCUGGCUCAUAACAUCACAAUAUAGUACCAUGUAUAUGAUGCGUUCAGUUUAUCAAAGCACCAAGCAAAAUUCCCAUCAUAUCAAUUCCUAGAUAUGGUCAUAAUUAUUUUAAGUGCACUACGCAGAAUAAACACAACAUUAUUAAUAUUUCUACUACAGAUAAUUUGAUCAAAAAUUCCCUAAAACAGCCCACUACCUAUAAUAUAGGUUUUUUAAACAUAAGAACCCUGAUAAAAAAAAUGUUUCUGCUGUUACCUCAGAAAUUGCCUGUUCAGAUGUUAUGAUUGUGGCUCAGAGAUUUGUAUGUAGAUUAUAUUUAUUUUCCAUAACAAACAGGAUAACUUAAAUACCCUGGCAGUGGCAAUAAGCUUAAAUGUUUGUAUUUACAUUUUUGGAGUUGAUUUUCAUAAAAUAUGCUAUUUAACUGCUACUGUUUAACAAGGACUGAUUUAAAUUGUGUUUGCACAACAAAUGUUUUGGCGCUUUUGUUCAUGUGGGAGAAUAUUCCAAUAAAGGUGCACUACACGCUACUUUUGAAUUCAUUAUUGGGCUUUGUGUAUACAAUGCAGUUAAUCGCGAUUAAUCGGAGAAAUAGAGCGAUUAACUUCGAUUAACAUUCGUAAUCGUUGCCCAGCCCUAAUAUAUAUAUAUGUAAAGAUAUAUAUCCAUCUAUCCGCUGUGGCUCACGAUCAGCAGGCUAUCCAGACCACAGCAAAAUGGAUGAAUAUUCCUUUGGCAUCAAGGAUCCUCAGGAAGUGAUCACAAGAUCACCUCCUGAGGGCGUCCACCAUACACACUUAAGAAGGAAAAAAAAAAAAAAGUAAAAAUUACAGGGCUUGAUCAAUACAAAACAAUAAUCACAAAAAAAGCAAGUAAACCGUGACAAAAAACCAUACCAAAAGUGACACAAGAAAAACAAUUGUAGUGUUGAAUCAAUACAAAAAAUAAUAACAAUAAAAAAAAAGAUGGCAGUUUUGUUUUCCUUUAAAUGUCUAUAAGUUAUGAUUCAAUAUAUGUCAGUAAAGGUUUCCAGGUUCA